AUGGGAUCUUUUAAGGAUCCAAAAACAUGGAUUCCACAUAUUAUCCCUAAGGAUUGUUCCAAGAAGAUCUGCUCAAUCUCUUGCACAAAGUGGUGUAAGUACAUCAUCCUCCCUUCUCCACCACCUCCACCACCACUAUCUAGUCAUGAUUCAGGCAGCACCACCCUCUCUCCGGUGGCGAUAGUGAUCAUUACGCUUAUCGGAACCUUUUUUCUCUUGAUGGGUUACUACUUUAUGAUCUCUAGGUAUUGUACAAGAAGUAGUCAGUCAUCUAUGUUGGAGACUAGAGAGGUGGUUAAUUAUAAUCUAGAUCAAACCCGUGAUCCGGAAUUGGGAGUGGACGGUCGAGAUGAAGCUGAAGAUCAUUCGAGUUAUGUACCGUGGGUUGUUAUAGGUAAAGGUUUGGAUGAAGGUUUUAUUAAGUCGAUUUCGGUGUUUAAGUACAAGAAAGAAGAUGGCUUGUUUACAUGUACAGAUUGUUCGGUUUGUUUAGGGGAGUUUCAAGAAGAUGAGAGCAUUAAGGUGUUACCAAAAUGUAGUCAUGCUUUUCAUGUUUAUUGUAUUGAUACUUGGCUUAAAACUCACUUGAAUUGCCCGUUGUGUCGAGCGAAUGUAUGUUGUGAUGCUAAAUCUUCGCGGCUCAUCUCACCAUUGCCGCCACCACCAACACCGCCACUACCCCCCGUGUUGACAAAUGAAUUAGGAGAAAGAGAUGUGGAGCUUGAGAUUAGAGAAGAGGGUCAGAUGAAGUUGAAAAGAUCGAAAUCUAUGGACUACUUGUGCCAAACUCGAGUUUCGUUAGCCCAAGUUAUGUUCUUGGAUCGAACACACGAAAUGACUCGACAAGAAGUUGGAACUCGAGGUGAUGUCGGAUCGUCCGAGAAUGUUUUCCAGGGAAAUAGCAAGGGUUUAAAGUUUGUUCAUGUGAGCCAUUUUGGUGUGAAAAGAUCAUAUUCAAGUGGUGGGUAUUCGUUUAGUACUACACAUGACGUUCUAAAUGAGAUGUAUGACAUACUAGAAGUGCAUAUAGAUAAUUUAAAGGGUUGA
This is a messenger RNA of Helianthus annuus (common sunflower), 1047 nucleotides long. Its product is annotated as RING-H2 finger protein ATL51. The transcript is spliced from 2 exons. The coding region runs from base 1 to 1047 and encodes 348 amino acids. The record is from RefSeq and is a predicted model, not a curated record. Gene Ontology annotation, molecular function: transferase activity. Gene Ontology annotation, biological process: protein ubiquitination. NCBI's taxonomy places the organism in Eukaryota, Viridiplantae, Streptophyta, Magnoliopsida, Asterales, Asteraceae.